AUGGACUUUCUAUCUAAGCUAAGGGGAUCAACUGAAAUCAAAGCAAUUCUCAACAGUGAUGGCCACUGUUCCAUUCCAAGAAUAGUGGAAGAUUAUGAAGCAGUUGUUGGGAUAACAGCCAUCACUGAUACCAGAAAGGAGGGGCCUUCAUCACUUCACACGUUGCCAUUUAUUAACUCCUUGAGGGAAGUGUCCUCUCAACUGCAAACAUUUCAGGCCUCUCCUGAGACUCCAGAUGGAACAGCCUGUGGUUCAGCGCUGAAUGCUGCCCGUCAAAUUUUGUAUUGGUCGUCUGUUUUAUUUCAAUGA
Molecule: messenger RNA, 309 nt
Organism: Pocillopora meandrina
Lineage: Eukaryota; Metazoa; Cnidaria; Anthozoa; Scleractinia; Pocilloporidae
Source: the annotation of a GenBank genome assembly